Cheilinus undulatus (humphead wrasse) is the source of this 5538-nucleotide messenger RNA. It is a transcript of the gene smarcad1a, whose product is annotated as SWI/SNF-related, matrix-associated actin-dependent regulator of chromatin, subfamily a, containing DEAD/H box 1 a. NCBI's taxonomy places the organism in Eukaryota, Metazoa, Chordata, Actinopteri, Labriformes, Labridae. Bases 339 to 3482 code for a protein of 1047 amino acids. The transcript is spliced from 23 exons. The record is from RefSeq and is a predicted model, not a curated record. Gene Ontology annotation, molecular function: ubiquitin binding; chromatin binding; ATP-dependent chromatin remodeler activity. Gene Ontology annotation, cellular component: nucleus.
UCUGCAUCCUCCAGGGCCGCUGGAGUUAGCGGGAAACCCCUGUGGUCUUAACACAUCAAGUGGAAACUGGAUUUAGCUGCUGUCUCUUAUAAGAGGUCUGUCAUUUACUUGGUCGAGCGUUACAUUCUUACAUUUUAAUUUCGAGCAUUGACAUAACGUCAACCCACGUCUUUCUAGCACCGCUGCCCUGACUGCUAUGCUAACAUCCGGCGCUAGUUAACAUUAGCUUGCAUGAUUGCUAGCUGAGACACUGUGCUUCAUGCGACAGGAAGAAAAACGCUGCUGAAUAGUAAGAGACAAAGGGCUACUGCUACCUGGCAAGAAAAAAGGCUGUCAAAAUGAGUCGGUUUAAUUUAGACCGUUUUCGUUUUGACAAGAAUGAACCGAAGAUUAACAAAGACGACGACAGCAGCCCCAAAAGUUCAGAAUCUGAAAAGGAGAACAAACCAGCUAAGAUGAAAUCUGUCAAAGCUCUUGCAAAGACCCACAACAGAGGAGUGGUUUUUGAGGAUGUCGAUACAAUAGAUCUGGAGGAUGAUGAACCUGUUUUCAAAACCAAAAACAGAGAACAACGAGCCAUUAAAUCCACGAGUCCAAGGAAGAAGUCUUCAAAAAUGGCAGCUCAUGAUGACACAGAUGAUGAAGACCAAGAUAUGGAGGAGAAAAUGAGCAAACUACUGGAGAUCUUUCCUCAGCUUUCAAGGACAGAGUUACUGGAUGUCAUAAGCAGCACAAGCACUCUGGAGGGGGCUAUAGCUGCAUGUAUUUUUCAGUAUGGGGACAAAGAAGAAGAAAAUAAAAGCAAGAAGAGAAAGCAGGAUGGGUCCAGCAGUUCUCAGGACAGCCAAGAGAUUCCUCCCAGCAAGAAGAGGAAAUCAUCAGUGGCUUUUGAAGAUGAAGAUGAUGCAGACAGAAAGCCAAGCUUUGAGAAGCAGGAAGCCAUGGUCCGAAGACUGCAGAAGAAGUUUCCUGAUCUUGACAAGGAGGAGCUGCGUAUGGUGUUACAGGAACAUGAUUGGAAUUAUGAGUAUGCUAUGCAGGCUCUACAAGUCUUCUCAGACCCAGAUAGUACCAGCUUCAGCUCCAACGAGGCAGAAGAAGAUGAUUCCAGAUUGAAUAGCAAAGAAAAGUCACACAGUGAUCACAGAGAGUCGAAGAAUCACAAAGACCGUGAAGAUGACAGUUCAGAUGAUACAGACGCUACAAAGGACAGCGAAAAUGAAUCUGAUGAUAGUGAAGGUCCUGCAAUCAGAAGUAAAACUUCCACUCUGUCUUCCUGGCUAUCAUUAAGUACCCCCCCAGUGUCCUCAUCAACCUCUUUUAACAAACAAACAACUACCUCUUCCUCAUUGAAGUCAUCAUCCUCCUCCACAACUCAGACACAGUCCAGGUUUGUCAGCGGGACCACGAUAGCCAAGAAGCAGGCAGCAGAGAGUAAAAGGAAAGCUCGGGCAUCAGACAAAUACGACAGCUCUGGAGGUGAAAGUGAUGAUGAUGAAGACGCUGUUAGCAGUGAGUUUGAGGACUCAGACGAGGAGCUGAACACUAAAGAUUCCGGCAUGACAGACAUAAAGAGAGAGAUACUUACGUUUUUCCAGGAUGCAACAAUAGAUGAAAUGUCACUUAUCGCUGGCUGCUCUGUUAAAAAGGCCCUGAAGAUUGUGGAGCUGAGACCCUAUGAUAGCUGGCAAAGCCUGGUUGAUGUUUUUCAUAAAGAAAACGGGCUGUCAGAGGACUUACUGGUGGGCUGCAGAGUUGUCCUCAGAGAAAGAAAGGUUGUCCUGGGGCUUAUGUCCAAAUGUGAGACCAUUUCUUCAAAAAUGACCCAGCAGGUCGCUUCAGUAGUGGAUGCAGGGACGGGGACCAUGAAACAGCCCGAUGUGCUUAACAGCCAGUUCCAGCUGAAACCCUAUCAGCUGAUUGGUUUAAAGUGGCUGCUGCUUCUGCAUGAGCACAAUUUGAGUGGAAUCCUUGCUGAUGAAAUGGGUUUGGGGAAAACCAUUCAGGCAAUAGCUUUUCUGUCUCAACUUUACCAGAAUGGAAUUGAAGGCCCUCACCUCAUCGUUGUGCCGGCUUCUACACUGGAUAACUGGGUCAGAGAGCUGAAGCUGUGGUGUCCAACCCUCAAGGUUUUAGUCUAUUAUGGAUCUGUGGAGGACCGCCGCUACCUCAGACACGACAUCCUCAAUGAUGCUUCUGGGCUCAAUGUUAUUGUGACCACGUAUAACUUGGCCAUAGGAAACGAUAGUGACCGUAGCCUUUUCCGUAAGCUAAGUCUGACAUAUGCAGUGUUUGAUGAGGGUCACAUGCUGAAGAACAUGAACACUCUGCGCUACCGCCACCUUAUGGCGAUCAAUGCAGAGCGCCGCUUGCUGCUGACAGGAACUCCUUUACAGAACAACCUCUUAGAGCUGAUGUCUCUGCUGAACUUUAUAAUGCCUUCAAUGUUUUCGAGCACCACCACACAGCUCUCUAAAAUGUUUUCUAUGAAAUCCCACGAGGAGCAGAGCCGCUUUGAGAGGGAUCGAAUUUCUCAGGCCAAACUCAUCAUGAAGCCUUUUAUCCUCAGAAGAGUCAAGAGUGAGGUGCUCAAACAGCUGCCAGCCAAAGAAGAGAAGGUGGAGUCCUGCUCAAUGAGUGAGAAACAGAAAGUCCUCUACCAGUCCCUCUUCCAGAGACUCAAAGGAUCCACUAAUGGCGAGAAGCGUGAGUUGUGUAAUGCCAUGAUGCAGCUGAGGAAGAUGGCCAAUCACCCUCUGCUUCACAGACAGUAUUACACCACAGAGAAGCUAAAAACCAUGAGCAAACUCAUGCUCAAGGAACCAACCCACUUUGAUGCAGUACCAGCUCUUAUUCAGGAAGACAUGGAAGUGAUGUCAGACUUUGAGCUACAUAAUCUGUGCCUGCAAUACUCGUCCAUCAGCUCCUACAAGCUUGAAAAUGAUCUCCUGCUCGACUCUGGGAAAUUCCACCACCUCACAGAGUUGUUGGCCAAACUGAAAAAUAAGGGAGACCGAGUGGUAUUAUUCAGUCAGUUCACCAUGAUGCUGGACAUCGUUGAAGUGCUGCUGAAACAUCUUCAGCAUCGAUAUGUUAGACUGGAUGGAUCCACGCCGAUAGCUGACAGAAUCAUGCUGAUUGAUGAAUUCAACACAGAUCCAGACAUCUUUAUCUUCCUGCUGUCCACACGUGCUGGUGGCCUGGGCAUCAACCUCACCUCAGCAAAUGUUGUCAUCCUGCAUGACAUAGACUGCAAUCCAUACAACGACAAACAGGCAGAGGACAGAUGUCACCGUGUGGGCCAGACAAGGACUGUCAAGGUGAUAAGGCUGAUCAGUAAAGACAGCAUAGAGGACUGCAUACUGCAGCUGGGUCAGAAGAAACUUAAGCUGGAGCAGGACAUGACCGCUGCUGAAGAAAGUGGUGAGGGGACCAUACCUGAAGACAUGGCGUCUUUGCUCAAGGCCUCACUGGGACUGUGAUUUCCAAACUUGAGACUGCACAAACACAUUUGUUUGCAUUCCUGUGAGCAGUCUUGAGCGUUGUAACUGAACGCGAACGUGUGUCAAUACAAAAAAACUACUGAGAACCAUAUGCUGCCAUGCAAAGAUGUGUGGAUAUAAUAUCUGUCCACUGUUGGACAUGGCAGCUGUGCCUAAAAACGUUCCACAGGUAGAUUUUUUCUCUCCUACGAGGAGACCAUCAUACCAGGACAGAACAAACAUUUGCCUUUCAGUUGUCAUGUACUGUGAUUUAUUCAAGGCUCUGAGGUUUAGAAAUCUGAAGGUGUGGAGGUCAAAGUUAGACCAAACUGCACUUAUUGAAGUGCAUUAUUUCAAUUCUCUGACCAAACAAAACAAUCGAUAGAGUCAGCAACUCUAUGUUGUCUAUAAUUUCCAUAUUCAGGAAAAGUUACAAUACGCUUGUAAGGAAAUUGAUGCCUACUAGCGGUCUAAUGGGUAAGAUUUUCCAAAUUAUACAAAGAAAAUUGAGUUAACAUCCCCAAAGACUCAAAGCACAUAGAAUUAAAGUUUUUAGCAAUCCUUAAUACCAGGGUUGCACCUUUACUUUCUAACAAGCAGCUCUUCUUGAAAAAACAAACUUCUGCCUUGAAAAGUCUUGCUGCUGUGAUGCAAAUUUAGAAGGUAGGCCAACUGCACUUCAGGUGUUCCUAUUUUCCAUUAUUUCUUCUGCUACCUUACACAGAUGUGACUGUUGUGCUGCAUCUGAAAGUAAGCCAAGUAUCUUUAAAUGUUAUGUAUCAUUUCAACCUGCUUUGUUUUUGUCAUUUUUUUGUAAUAGGUAGUUUUACCAUUUUUCCAUAGAAGAGACAUGGUAUUUUGGAUGGAGUUAGAACUUAAAUAUUCCAAAUUUUCUAGUGUACAAAAAAGAAACACGGAAACAAGAAUGAGAUAGAAUGUACACUCAUUGACGACUUUAUUUGCUACACCUGUUUAACUGCUAAUGAAAUAUCUAAUAAGCUAAUAACAAGGCAGCAACCAAUUCAUUUAGGGAUGUAAACAUGGUGAAGAUGAUCUGCUGGUACCAGACAGACUGGUCUGAUUAUUCCACUAACAGCUGAUCUGCUGGGGUUUUCACUCACAACCAUUUCUAGAGUUAACAGAGAAUGAUUUGGAAAAGACGAAAUAUCCAGUGAGCUGCAGUUCUAUGGGCCAAAUACCUUUAGUUGAUGUCAGAGGAGAGAAUGACCAGACUAGUUCAAGCUGUUAGAAAAGACUGAAUUUACAACACUGAAGCAGAUGGGCUGCAGCAGCAAAAGACCACACCAAGUGCCACUCCUGCAAACUAGGAACAGAAAACUGAGGCUGCCUUUUGGAUGACUUGCCAAAGUUGGACAAUAAAGAAAAUAUUGCCUUGUCUGAUGAGUGUUGAUUUCUGCUCUUACAUUCACUUGUCAGGGUAAAAAUAAAUUAGUAGAAAUAUUGAUCAAACAUUUAGAUUUACCCAAUUUCACUGUAAAAUGUGGUAAAAUAAAAGGUACUGAUGCAUUUCCAAUAAGGACUACAGGACUUUUGUCACCAUGUUUGUUUUUUUGAUACCUAGUUACAACCCACUGAAAACUUCGCCGUGACCCACUUUUGGGUCCUAACCCACCAGAUGAGAACCACUACCUUAAAUCACCUUUCUACCCCAUCCUGAUGCUUGGUUCGGCAGAUCCUUUUGACUGUGUCUACAUGCCUGAAUGCAUUGGUUGUUGCUAUGUGCUAAAUAAGCAGCUGAACAGGUAUACAGAAUAUUUUGAUUUUACUCCUUUAACCUGCCAGUCUGCAGAAAAUAUGAUUUGAUGAAGCAGCUGCUGCAUUCAUGUACUGUAUAAGUAGCUCCUGUGAUGUCAGUGUUAAACUGUUACUGUGUAAGGUUUAUGAAGACAUUUGUAUGUUUUUAAGGUUCCUGUCUUAUGAAAUAAUAAAGGUUGUAAUAAAACUUUGUGGUUUUGUCUACAGAGACCUUCUCAUCAAGAAAAUAGGGAUAACUUUGAUCAUGAAAUCCUUGUGCUCUGCCAAACCGCAUGAAAGU